AUGCUGAUUGGCAUUUGUGGAACCAUAUGUUCGGGGAAGUCCUCCAUCGCUUCAUAUCUGGAGACGCAGCACGCUUUCCAACGAGUCUAUAUCACUCGAUCUGAUCGAGUCCCGUCCGAGACCGCCGCUCUAGCGUCAGCAACCCCCAAUUCCCGCCGUGCGCACUCCAGCAACCGGUCCGAUGCCCCGUCGAACACCAAGAACGGACGACAGGACCUUUCUGGGUCAAGACUGGAGUUCUCCAAUGCAACCCAGCUGCUAGAGUUCGUGACGAAGAAUUGGAAUGAGCAUUGGGUGACGACCGAUAUCUGGGACAUCAGCAUCGCGGAGAUCCUCUCGCAGCGACCCUUCUUCCUACUCGUCAACGUGGAUGCUCCGAUCCUGGCUCGCUGGGAGCGGUACAGAAGCCGCAACUGCAUGAAGCGCCGCGUCGGCUGCGUCCUCGUCUCCUCGCACACCCGCCGCAUCAUCAGCACGGGGUACAACGGCACGCCACGCGGGUUGCGGAACUGCAACGAGGGGGGCUGCGGGCGGUGCAACGGCGGGGCGACGGCGGGGACGGGGCUGGAUUCGUGCUUGUGUUUGCAUGCGGAGGAGAACGCGCUGCUGGAGGCGGGGCGGGAGCGGAUUGGAAGGGGGGGGGGCGGGGAGGGGGCGACGUUGUAUUGCGAUACGUGUCCGUGCUUGACGUGCUGUGUGAAGAUUGCGCAGGUGGGGGGCAUUGAGGAGGUGGUGUUCGAUCGGGCGUAUAGUGUGGAUCGGGAGUCGGAGCGGGUGUUGCGGGAGGCGGGGGUGGGGUUGCGAAGGUUUGAGGGGAAUCUGGUGGGGGGGAGAGGAUCGGUGGUGGAUUUGGGAGCGUUGGUGACAGAGGACCAGCAGACGUUGGAGGGGGCAUUAAACAUGCUGGCGUUGGACAAGACGAAAGUAGGGAGGAAUGGCGUUUAAAUUCACUACAGCAUCCUCUUGGAUGGCGGUAACACUCGGAGCCCCGGCUACCAGGGCGUUCCGUCUGAUAUUACGCCUUGAAGCGUCGAACAAUCGAUCUACAAGCAAAGCAAAGCCUAGAGAAUCGAACCAUGAUGUUGAACAGCUUCAUUACUAUUGUACCUCCAUUAAGACACCACUCCCACUCGUCCCAACCUCAGAUGGUGAUCCAUCCGCAGACACCAUCUCCUAAGUCCAACCGUGGCCGCGCUCCGAGCGUCAGACCGAAACCUUCCCUCCAAUGGUAACCAGAACUCCAUCGAUGUGACCGCCAGG
Molecule: messenger RNA, 1260 nt
Organism: Eremomyces bilateralis CBS 781.70
Lineage: Eukaryota; Fungi; Ascomycota; Dothideomycetes; Eremomycetales; Eremomycetaceae
Exons: 3
Coding region: 1-945 (314 amino acids)
Molecular function (GO): hydrolase activity; zinc ion binding
Source: RefSeq, a predicted model, not a curated record